Messenger RNA from Coniosporium apollinis CBS 100218, 1758 nucleotides. RefSeq lists its product as uncharacterized. The record is from RefSeq and is a predicted model, not a curated record. Lineage: Eukaryota; Fungi; Ascomycota; Dothideomycetes. Gene Ontology annotation, molecular function: transmembrane transporter activity. Gene Ontology annotation, cellular component: membrane. Gene Ontology annotation, biological process: transmembrane transport. The transcript is spliced from 3 exons. Bases 1 to 1758 code for a protein of 585 amino acids.
AUGGAGGAAGAGCACGAGCUCAGCAGCAUCUCUACUGCUGUUCAUCCAGCUGCAAGUGCCCCAAGCACCGAUGUCGACGCGCAUGCGAAUAACAUGUCUGAAGACCAGCUUUCCGCAAGGCUCACCCGCCAUGAGGCCCUCCUGGACCGCCGGACAGUCCGCAAGCUCGAUCUCAUCCUUCUGCCGUUCCUAGCUCUGCUCUUCCUCUUCAACUCGCUGGAUCGUGCGAACAUCGGAAAUGCGGAGACCGCAAACUUUACAGCGGACAUCGGGCUGAAUAAACAUGAUCUGAACACCGCCGUCGCCGUCUUCUUCGCCUUCUUCGUCGCGCUGCAGCCUGUGGGUGCUGCAUUCGGCCGGAAGCAUGGCAUGGCAAGGUGGGUGCCCGGCUGCAUGACAGUAUGGGGCCUGUGUACAGCCUUACACAUCUGGGUGCGAGCGAGGUGGCAGCUAAUCCUGUUGCGAGCUAUUAUCGGGAUGCUUGAAGCCGGUUUCUACCCGGUGACGGUCUCGUACCUCUCACUCUUCUACACACGGUAUGAAUUCGGCAGACGGCUGGCCCUAUUCUACGGCCAGUAUGCAGUAGCCGGAGCUCUCGGUGGUGUGCUCUCCUUUGCCGUGUUUUCACGGUUCCCAAAGGGGGACGCGGAUCGCCCUGUAGAUGGCACUCACUGGAGACCUUGGCAGGUGCUCUUCCUGAUCGAAGGCUGUGCCACCAUCCUACUAGCCCUUAUUGGUUUCCUAUGGCUGCCACAUCGUGUCGAGACGGCGUGGUUCCUCAACCGAGAAGAGCAAGAGUGGGCGAAGGCAAGGGUGAGCCGGGAUAGGCAGGAGCCACGUCGGCCUAGCAAGGCAGACGACGCCGGCCCAGAAGAAGAAGAUGCACAUCCGUCGACCUCAGAAGAAGUGGAAGGCCUCAUGGGUCACAGUAGUUCCUCAUCCCGCGGUCCUCGACCCGCUCCCCUCCCGUCUUAUACCGCCGACACCGGCCUCUCCACAACAGACAUCCUCUCCGCCUUCCUCGACUGGAAAAUCCUCUACCUCCUCGCUGUCAACAUUCUCUCCGCCCUCCCCACCACCGCCUUUGCCAUCUUCCUCCCUCUCGUUCUACAACCCCUGGCUCCUUCCUCGCCAGCCCUGACCAACCUCCUGACUGUGCCUCCCUUCCUCUGCGGCGCCGCCGUGCUCUACGCAUUCACCCACUGGUCCGACAAAACUCACCAACGCAUUGUCCCUAUCCUUGCAGGCCUUGGCCUUACUAUUAUUGGUUUGCUCAGCACAGCACUACUCCCAACCACUGUACCGGCGCUGCGGUAUUUCGCGCUCUGCAUCUUGCUGUCCGGCAUGUUCAUAGCCUCACCGCUAACCGUUGUCUGGCUGACCAACAACAUUCCCAACCCUGGGAAGAGGGCGAUAGCGCUCGGUAUCAACGGCUGGGGCAACCUCGCUGGUGUCUUCUCGGCCCUGCUGUUCGCGCCGAAGUAUUCGCCUGGAUAUACGACACCACUUGCUGUCACCUGUCUUUGUGUUGCGGCGGCGUGGAUGGGGUAUGCAGCCUUUGGUGUACUGCUUGUGAGAGAGAACAGGAGGCGGAGACAAAGGGCUGUAGGCUCAAGGCAGGGACGACACUAUUCAAAGAUCAUGCUGAAACUCAGGGACUGGAUAAGGGAGAGCGGAGCUACUGGGACAAGGUUUGUAGAAGCAGUGGAGGAAGUCGUGCGGAGGGACGAGGAUGAGCAGUUUCUAUACGGGCUCUAA